ACUCAGUAUCCCAUCCCUGCCUUCUCUCCAUACCCCCUGAUCCCCUUAGCCACAAGGGCCACAUCUAACUCCCUCUUAAAUAUAGCCAAUGAACUGGCCUCGACUACCCUCUGUGGCAGAGAGUUCCAGAGAUUCACCACUCUCUGUGUGAAAAAAGUUCUUCUCAUCUCGGUUUUAAAGGAUUUCCCCCUUAUCCUUAAGCUGUGACCCCUUGUCCUGGACUUCCCCAACAUCGGGAACAAUCUUCCUGCAUCUAGCCUGUCCAACCCCUUAAGAAUUUUGUAAGUUUCUAUAAGAUCCCCUCUCAAUCUCCUAAAUUUCUAGUGUAUAAACCAAGUCUAUCCAGUCUUUUUUCAUAAGACAGUCCUGACAUCCCAGGAAUCAGUCUGGUGAACCUUCUCUGCACUCCCUCUAUGGCAAUAAUGUCCUUCCUCAGAUUUGGAGACCAAAACUGUACGCAAUACUCCAGGUGUGGUCUCACCAAGACCCUGUACAAGUGCAGUAGAACCUCCCUGCUCCUAUACUCAAAUCCUUUUGCUAUGAAACGUUGCCUGUUUCUCUUUCUACUGAUAUACUGUGUGACCUUCUGAGCAUUGUUUGGCAUUUCUUACAUUGCUGUGGUGCAGCGGUAGAGUUGCUGCCUCACGGGUUUGCCAGAGACCCGGGUUCGAUCCUGACUGCGGGUGCUGUCUGCACGGAGUCUGUGCGUUCUCCCCGUGACCGCGUGGGUUUUCUCCGGGUGCUCCGGUUUCCUCCCACACUCCGUUUAUAGGUCAAUUGGCUUCGGUAAAAUUGUAAAUCGCCCCUUGGGUGUGUGUGUGUGUGUGUGGAGGAAAGAGCUAGUGUAGCAGGUGAUCUCUGGUUAGCACGGACCUGGUGGGCCGAAGGGCCUGUUUCUGCGCUGGAUCUCGAAAGCCUAAAGUCUACAUUUAUCUAAACCCGACACACAUCUCUCAGAAUGAGCGGUUUGAAGGGCAGCUCGUCUUUUAUGGAAACGGUUACUGAGUCCUCCAGAACAGGGGUUUAUUAUAAAUUAAUAUCCAUUUCCACCCAGGGAACGAAUUGGGGAGGAACCUUACCGCCCAUCAUCCCCGCUACAAUUGGCUCAUUCUCCACAGACUUGACUUAUCAGCAAGCAACCGGCUGCCCAGCCAUUCGUGAUUUGUUCAACGUUGUGUCAAUCCAGCACAGGCAAGUAAGGUGGGGAUGUACAGCAUAGGAGGAGGUUCAUUGUAUGUGUGUGUGUGUGAGAGAGGGAGAGAGAGAGAGACAAGGGCAAGCUAAGCAUUGAACAGCAGUGCCCCCAACUAGAAAUUAACACGACAACAGCCUUAAUUCUAAAGAUGAUGUGGCCCCUGUGACUACAAGCAGCCUCCAAUGGUACUAAACAGCAUGUCUAGGACACCUUCAACUUCCCAGGAGAUUCGGAUGGAUGUACUGGACAACCCAUCUGUGCAGGGAAAGUACGCCAAAAAGAAAAGUAGAUUCAAGCGCUCGGAUGGAAGCACGUCCUCUGAUACAACCUCCAACAGCUUCGUUAGACAGGGUUCAGCAGACUCCUACACCAGUCGCCCGUCAGACUCAGACAUCUCUCUGGAGGAGGACAGGGAGGCGUUACGCAAGGAGGCUGAGCGGCAGGCUUUGGCACAACUUGAGAAGGCAAAGACCAAGCCCGUUGCAUUUGCUGUUCGAACAAAUGUCAGCUACAACCCCACCCAGAACGACGAUGUUCCUGUGCAAGGCAUGGCUAUUUCCUUCGAAACCAAAGAUUUUCUACACAUCAAAGAAAAAUACAACAACGAUUGGUGGAUAGGACGGCUGGUGAAAGAAGGGUGCGAGGUGGGAUUCAUUCCAAGCCCCGUGAAGUUAGAGAACAUCAGACUGCAACAGGAGCAGAAGAUGAGGCAAGGAAGGCUCUCGAGUAAAUCGGGUGGAAACUCCAGUUCCAGUCUAGGAGAUGUAACUGGGAACCGGAGGCCGACACCACCUGCAACAGGAAACGCGGACUUGACUAACUUAGCUUUUGACGUAGAUGUCGCUGAUCUAGAUGCAAACGAGAGUGAUUCACAGCCCAACCAUCGCUCCCCUAAAACGAGUGUUAGCAGUGUCACCACUCCCCCGUCCAAUGCCAAAAGAAUCCCAUUUUUUAAGAAGCAGGAGAAUAUACCCCCCUACGAUGUGGUGCCUUCGAUGAGACCAAUCAUACUCGUGGGUCCGUCUCUGAAAGGAUAUGAGGUAACGGACAUGAUGCAGAAAGCCCUGUUUGACUUCUUGAAACAUAAGUUUGACGGAAGAAUAUCAAUCACUCGAGUGACAGCGGACAUCUCGUUAGCGAAGAGAUCGGUGCUGAACAACCCCAGCAAACACACGAUCAUCGAGCGGUCUAGCACUCGCUCCAGCCUGGCUGAGGUACAGAGUGAGAUCGAACGCAUCUUUGAAUUGGCCAGGACCUUGCAGCUGGUCGCCCUUGAUGCAGAUACCAUUAACCAUCCUGCCCAGCUAAACAAAACCUCUCUGGCCCCAAUCAUAGUCUACAUCAAGAUCGCUUCACCCAAGGUCUUACAGCGGCUGAUAAAGUCACGAGGCAAGUCCCAGGCUAAACAUCUCAACGUACAGAUGGUGGCAUCAGACAAGUUGGCUCAGUGCCCUCCGGAACUCUUUGAUAUUAUUCUGGAUGAGAACCAGUUGGAAGACGCAUGUGAACAUUUGGCAGAGUAUCUAGAAGCCUACUGGAAAGCCACGCACCCGGCCAGCUGCAACCCGCCCAACCCUCUCUUGAACCGUACCAUGGCCACGGCUGCCUUGGCUGCCAGCCCGGCCCCAGUGUCAAACCUACAGGUACAAGUGCUCACAUCUCUCAAGCGUAACCUUGACUUCUGGGGGCCGAGCGACGCGGAGAACAGAGACGUGGCGGUGGGCAUUGAAGGCCCAGCGCAGCCGACGCAAGCAGAGGAUGCAGUCUAACGGUGUAACGUGCAGAGAGGGGAGAGGGCGCACAGCAGUGGCGUAAACCUGAAACUGUUCUUUCCCAGCCCCCCCUCCCGUCCUAGUGUUGCAGUCCCUGUAACAGCCCGUUGCUGCAUGUAGAUACCACCUUAACCAUGCUUUCCCUCAUUAGGGGGGGGGGCUUUAAGGCAAGAAGGAGGUCUGCCUUUCAGAUAAGAGGCUGCUUUCUUCGCUUCUCCUUCCCGUCCGUCACGCCUUGUUUGUGGGUUUUCCCCUCCGUGCCCCUGUGGGUGUGAGCAGCGUGCAAAGUGUGAGCCGACAGUUGUUGUGUCAGAAGGAACUGCAGACGCUGCUUUCAACCGAAGGCAGAUUCAGAUUCAGAUUCAAUCGGAGAGACCUGUAGCGCCAGACACAGAAAGC
Leucoraja erinaceus (little skate) is the source of this 3366-nucleotide messenger RNA. RefSeq names its product calcium channel, voltage-dependent, beta 1 subunit (gene cacnb1). The coding region runs from base 1378 to 2964 and encodes 528 amino acids. Gene Ontology annotation, biological process: regulation of voltage-gated calcium channel activity; calcium ion transmembrane transport; neuromuscular junction development. The transcript is spliced from 13 exons. Gene Ontology annotation, molecular function: high voltage-gated calcium channel activity; protein binding. Gene Ontology annotation, cellular component: voltage-gated calcium channel complex. Lineage: Eukaryota; Metazoa; Chordata; Chondrichthyes; Rajiformes; Rajidae. The record is from RefSeq and is a predicted model, not a curated record.